GUCAUUUGAAACAGAAUGGACAGCGAGCAAAAGGUCAAAGCUCUUGUUGCUUGUUGCAUAUAUUCAGGGCCACAACUGACAACAGAGCCUUAGGAAAAUCAUAAUAUUAAAUAUGGCAAAAUGUUUGGUCAAGAUCCGGACUCAACGAAGCCUCCACUUGCACAUGAUGAAUCAUUGCAGCAGUAACGUGUUUGUCCGUCUGCUAAAACAUGGCUCCAAGGUCAUACCUCGAAAUGCUGGUGCUCCACUGCCUAAAGUGGAUGUUUCUGAACCCUUGAUUGCCAAAUCAGAAGAGAAUGGAACUCAGUGGGCAGAUCCUCUGAGUGAAGAGGAAGACAGAGUAGAAGAAGACCCCUUGACCAUCUCUGAACUAGCAUACAAUCCCAGUGCCAGACUGUUCCAUACGCCAGUGGAUGACGAUGAAAUCGAUGUGCUCUUUGACUGUUCAUCUAUGCUCAAGUUAGAAAGAGAAGAUACAGAUUCCUUUGAGGAACUGGAAGUAGAUGAAAAUGCCUUUUUGAUGGCUGAAGAGGAGGAGCUGAAGGAAACUCGUAAGGCUAUGUCAUGGAGUUACUCCAUCCUGACCGGCCGUAUAUGGGUCAACCCUAUAGUCAAGAGUUGCACCAGGCUCCUUGUGGUGGGCCUGGGACUGCUGCUGUUUGUAUUUCCCCUGAUCCUCCUCCUUUUGGAGUCAGGUAUUGAUCUCUCUUUCUUAUGCAAAAACAAGAAUUUGAGCAGUUUCACUAUGAAUACUACUGUCCCCUGAAGGAGUGGUGUCUCGGAAUGCCAACAUCUUUGGAUACUUACUGAGAUUCCCUGAUAAGAAUAAAGGUUAUAUUCAAUAUUAAUAUUAUUUAUUUUCAGCAGAUUCCAUGUUCCACAUGGUCAUUGGUUUGUAUGUCAAACCUUUAAGUUGGCUUUCUGUACUUCUAUAUCCUU
This is a messenger RNA of Chionomys nivalis (European snow vole), 939 nucleotides long. RefSeq names its product FERM domain-containing protein 3-like. NCBI's taxonomy places the organism in Eukaryota, Metazoa, Chordata, Mammalia, Rodentia, Cricetidae. The transcript has 2 exons. The coding region runs from base 113 to 766 and encodes 217 amino acids. The record is from RefSeq and is a predicted model, not a curated record.